Messenger RNA from Lepus europaeus (European hare), 315 nucleotides. RefSeq names its product ubiquitin-conjugating enzyme E2 variant 2-like. The record is from RefSeq and is a predicted model, not a curated record. Lineage: Eukaryota; Metazoa; Chordata; Mammalia; Lagomorpha; Leporidae. The coding region runs from base 1 to 315 and encodes 104 amino acids. The transcript has 2 exons.
AUGGUGGUCUCCACAGGAGUUAAAGUUCCUUGUAAUUUUCGCUUGUUGGAAGAACUUGAAGAAGGACAAAAAGGAGUAGGUGAUGGUACAGUUAGCUGGGGCCUACAGUUAGCUGAGGAAGAUAAGACACUUACGAGGUGGACAGGCAUGAUUAUUGGGCCACCAAGGGUGGAUGCACAGAGAAUACCAGUAUUAGCAAAAUGGCAAACUUCAUAUAGCAUUAAAGUUGUACUUCAAGAGCUAAGACAUCUAAUGGUGUCCAAAGAGACUAUGAAGCUUCCACAGCAACCAGAAGGACAAACAUACAGCAGUUAG